AUUUUUUUUUUUUUUUUUGCAUCAGUUGAAACCGACAAAUCAUUCCUAUUUUUUUCUGAUUUUUUUGUUUGAUGAGAACAAUAUGAUUGUUGUGUUUUUGUUGCUUAAAUUGAUCGGCGAUGCUCUUUGUGCAUUCUAGGUUUCCAGUGCCAAAGUCUGUGUGUGGAUUGCAUGUGUGAUUUUUGGUCUAAUUUGGGCAGUUUGGUUUACUUAGUUUGUGUUUGAUUUUAAUUUUGGAUUCAAUGAUUGUUUUUUGCUAGCCUUUUGUGGAUAUUAUCUUAAACAGUUGGAUUAUUAGCUCGUGUAGGGUUUAUCAUUGGCUAAAUUGCGGAAAUUGAUCUAUUUGUAGGGAAAUUUUGCUGGCCAUUCUAAUUUCCAAAAAAAACUUAUGUGAUUUUUCCUUUUUCAUACUAAGUUGGACUAGCAGCUUGUCUGGGGUUUAUCACUUGUCUAUGUUGCUGAAGAUAUAUUAUUGAUAGGAAUUGCAGGUAUUGAAACUGAGAUUAAUUGAUGUUUUCUUUGGGUCUGAGAAAAUGCAAUGUGAUUCUAUUGCUGUUUGCAGGGAACUUCUCCUUAUUGACAAUUUGACACUUGUUGAUGUUCCAGUCAUGACAAAAGAGCCCGUAUCUGUUUAGUCUAGUUAGGUGCAGAAGAACGAGGGUGACAUGUCCGAUGCUUAUCCAAGGAUAUAAUAACAGAAGAUAGUAAUUAUCUAUGUAUUCAAAACGGUCUGGUCAAGGGGAUGGAUCUGCUUCAGGACCAGUACGCACAAGUGAUAGGCUCAGGAGAAGGCCAAAGAUGUAUGGUCGCUCAUACUUGUAUUAUAGUCCAACCAUUAUACGUGGCAAGAAAAGCAAAACUAAGACAAGAACAGCAGCUUCUCAGAUUGCCAAGAUGUUGCGUCCUGGGAAUCGGCCAAUGCGGAACUCAAAUAGUAAUUCAGUUGCGACCAACCUUCGACGUUCUACCAGAAAGAGGAGGAUUUCUGUAAAUCUUGAAGGUUAUACAGAUAGUUCUGGGUCAGAGGAAGAUGAUGACUUGAUGAGACCCAAGUAUCGACCUUCUAGAAACCGCAUUGACAAUAGUGCAAGUCAAGAUGAGUUAUCAUCUCCUAAACAUAAAAAAAUCCUUGAUGCUAGACCAUUGCCGAGGCGUGAAGGACUUCGUCCCCGUCGCUCAAAAGCAGUUGCAAGAGAACAGUUGAAUCUAGAAUCUGAUGAUGAACAAGGUACAUCUGAAGAGAAGGUUGGCCAUGAUGAAACAGAAAAUGGGAAUGAGGUUGAAGAUAAUGAUGCUGAUGCUGAUGCUGAUGAUGGUGAGGAUGAAGAUGAGGGUGAUGGUGACGGUGAUGGCGAGGGCGAGGAUGAUGGAGAGGAAGAUGGUGAUGAUGAAGAGGGUGAAGAAGAACAGGAGGAAGGAAGGAGGCGGUAUGAUCUUCGUAAUCGUGCUGAUGUCCGCAGGCUUUCUCUUGAAGAAGGUAAGCAAAGACCAAGAUCUCCUCGAAGAGUGUUACAUCAAGGGAUGGGUACUAAGGUCAGCAGAGAUGCAAGGAAGGGUGGAUCUCGAGGUCACAAGCGGCAUCGCCUAGCAAGAGCCGAAGAUUCUGAUGACUCUCUUCUUGUGGAUGAGCUAGAUCAAGGUCCUGCUAUUCCUUGGGGGCGUGGUGGGAGCAGAUCUGCACCACCUUGGCUUUUUGGCGGACUAGAUGUGCCUGGGACAUCAGCGUGGGGCUUGAAUGUUGCUGCUUCUGGUUGGGGACAUCAGAGUGAUGCUUUUGCUACCUUGACUUCUGGGAUCCAAACAGCUGGACCAAGCUCCAAGGGAGGGGCUGAUAUUCAACCUUUACAGGUUGAUGAGAGUGUAAGUUUUGAUGACAUAGGUGGGCUUUCUCAAUAUAUUGAUGCAUUGAAAGAAAUGGUUUUCUUCCCCUUGCUAUAUCCAGAUUUCUUUGCUAGUUACCACAUCACCCCUCCCAGGGGGGUCUUGUUAUGUGGUCCCCCUGGCACUGGGAAAACACUUAUUGCAAGAGCAUUGGCUUGUGCUGCUUCAAAGGCUGGCCAGAAAGUCAGUUUUUACAUGCGAAAGGGUGCUGAUGUGCUUAGCAAAUGGGUAGGCGAGGCUGAAAGACAAUUGAAACUACUUUUUGAAGAAGCUCAAAGGAAUCAACCAUCUAUUAUCUUCUUUGAUGAAAUUGAUGGACUUGCCCCUGUUCGCUCUAGCAAACAAGAGCAAAUUCACAAUUCUAUCGUGUCAACUUUGCUUGCAUUAAUGGAUGGUCUUGAUUCUCGUGGACAAGUCGUUCUGAUUGGAGCAACCAACCGGAUUGAUGCCAUUGAUGGAGCCUUACGCCGCCCUGGUCGGUUUGAUCGUGAAUUCAACUUUCCUCUGCCUGGUUGUGAGGCACGUGCUGAAAUAUUAGAGAUUCAUACACGCAAAUGGAAGCGGCCUCCUUCAAAGGAACUAAAAUUGGAGCUUGCUGCCAGUUGUGUAGGAUAUUGUGGUGCUGAUUUAAAAGCUCUUUGCACUGAAGCUGCAAUUCGUGCUUUUCGUGAAAAAUAUCCUCAGGUUUACACUAGUGAUGAAAAAUUUGUGAUAGAUGUUGAUUCAGUAAAGGUCGAAAAGUAUCAUUUUGUAGAAGCCAUGUCAACAAUUACCCCUGCUGCACACAGGGGCUCUAUUGUUCACUCUCGACCAUUGUCGUUAGUUGUUGCACCAUGUCUACAAAGGCAUCUCCAGAAGGCUAUGAAUUAUAUAUCAGAUAUUUUUCCUGCUCUUGCAAUUUCCUCAGAAUUAACAAAGCUUUCUAUGCUGUCCUAUGGUUCUGCAAUUCCUCUUGUGUAUAGACCUCGGUUUUUGUUAUAUGGCAGUGAAGAUGUGGGCCUGGAUCAUCUUGGGCCAGCUAUUUUACAUGAGCUGGAGAAAUUUCCUGUUCAUUCUUUAGGAUUUCCAGCUCUUCUUUCAGAUCCUAGUGCAAAGACACCAGAAGAGGCAUUGGUGCAUAUAUUUGGUGAAGCAAGAAGAACAACACCAUCCAUACUGUAUUUACCUCAAUUCCAUCUUUGGUGGGAGAAUGCACAUGAGCAGCUUAAGGCUGUUCUGCGAACCCUAUUGGAAGAAUUGCCUUCUGACUUUCCCAUAUUAUUACUAGGAACAUCCUCAACACCCCCAUCCGAAUUGGAGACAAUGGGUGCAACUUCAGUCUUUUCUCACCGUAAUAUCUAUGAAGUGGGAAAACCAUCAAUUGAAGACAGAAAUCUGUUUUUUGAGCGUUUGGUUGAAGCUGCUUUGUCAGUGUCAUCAGAGGGUGCAAAGGGAAAAUCCCAAGAACAGGCCCUUCCUGAACUCCCCAAAGCACCAAAAGUAGCAAGUGGCCCAAAAGUCUCCGAGUUAAAAGCCAAGGUAGAAGCUGAACAACAUGCACUGCGGCGACUGCGAAUGUGUCUUAGAGAUGUUUGCAACCGGAUUUUGUAUGAUAAAAGGUUCACUGUCUUCCAUUAUCCGGUCAUGGAUGAGGAUGCACCAAACUAUCGCUCAAUCAUUCAGAAUCCCAUGGACAUGGCUACACUUCUGCAGCGUGUGGACUGUGGGCAGUAUAUUACAUGUUCAGUAUUCCUGCAAGAUAUUGAUCUUAUUGUUAACAAUGCGAAGGCUUAUAAUGGAGAUGAUUACAAUGGAGCUAGGAUCGUCAGUAGAGCCUACGAGCUUCGAGAUGCAGUUUAUGGAAUGCUGUCACAGAUGGACCCUGCACUGGUUGCAUUCUGUGAAAAGAUUGCUGCCCAAGGGGGUCCAGCCCAUAUGCCAGACGAGCUUGGGGGCUCAGUUUUCACACCCACUCCUGUUGUUCAGAUGGCAACUGUUACUAGAGCAAGUGCUCGACUUCGUAAUGUGCAGCCAGAGGUUAAUCUCGACCAAAGCUAUGAAGCAUUGAAAAGACCAAAAAAGAAUGUUGAUGCUGCACCUUCAGUGUCAACAGCAGAAGACAAGCCGCGGCAACAGGAAGCUGCACCAUUAAAGUCAUCACAAGAAAAUGAGGCAAAUGACGCAAAUGACGCAAAUGACGCAAGUCCUGAACAGCCAGAGUGCUCUCUUGCUGAUAACCAUAGACCUGAAACCUCUCAAGAAGCUUCAGGUCAUACCAGUGCAAGUGGGUCCCAAGAAGAUGUUGUAAUGUCAGAUGUAGACAUUUCGAGCCAAAUGGAAUCGGUCAAGCUGCUUUUUGUGGAGCAUACUGAAAACUAUGGUAUUCCACAGCUGGAAAGGCUUUACACGCGCAUUAUGAAGGGUGUAUUCGAAGCCAAAGAUGGUGGGGUUGGGGAAGAUCCAAAGCCUUCAAUUUUGAAGUUUUUGUUGAAGUUUGCCAAUGAUGAGGCAAACUUCUGAUUCUAACAUCUCCCUUCUCAAAUUUUUUUCAACGUUGUUUUCUUUGAACUCGAUAGUUUGUAUAAAAUCGGAUUUUUUUAAUGUGAAAUUGUUGAGUAAUAAGCA
Messenger RNA from Vitis riparia (riverbank grape), 4485 nucleotides. Its product is annotated as ATPase family AAA domain-containing protein At1g05910. Bases 715 to 4380 code for a protein of 1221 amino acids. NCBI's taxonomy places the organism in Eukaryota, Viridiplantae, Streptophyta, Magnoliopsida, Vitales, Vitaceae. Gene Ontology annotation, cellular component: nucleus. Gene Ontology annotation, molecular function: ATP binding; histone binding; ATP hydrolysis activity. Gene Ontology annotation, biological process: positive regulation of transcription by RNA polymerase II. The record is from RefSeq and is a predicted model, not a curated record. The transcript has 11 exons.